Molecule: messenger RNA, 312 nt
Organism: Morchella importuna
Lineage: Eukaryota; Fungi; Ascomycota; Pezizomycetes; Pezizales; Morchellaceae
Exons: 4
Coding region: 1-312 (103 amino acids)
Source: RefSeq, a predicted model, not a curated record
AUGAACACUGUCAAAUCAUUCUGGAUCGGCUGGGGCUCCCUCAUCGUCGCCGGCGGCGGUGCCUACUACUUUGCAAAGCAGCAGAUCAACGCCGACCGCCGCGAGAAGCACCUCCGCCGUCUGCAGCAGCAGCAAUACAACGACAGCAGCUACCUCGAGCACGACAACGCCGGCUCGCCAGCGCGCGAGACGGCCGGCGAUCCGGCGGCGACGAGGCACGAGCCGCAGACGGAGGAGGAGGCCCUGAGGGAGAAGGGCAAGUAUGAGGCGAGGGUCACGUAUCAGAGUAGGAGGGGGGAUCGGUUUAGUUAG